Messenger RNA from Didymosphaeria variabile, 1038 nucleotides. RefSeq lists its product as uncharacterized. Gene Ontology annotation, biological process: fatty acid metabolic process. Bases 1 to 1038 code for a protein of 345 amino acids. Gene Ontology annotation, molecular function: medium-chain fatty acid-CoA ligase activity. The record is from RefSeq and is a predicted model, not a curated record. NCBI's taxonomy places the organism in Eukaryota, Fungi, Ascomycota, Dothideomycetes, Pleosporales, Didymosphaeriaceae. The transcript has 3 exons.
AUGGUCAACCUCGUAAACAACUCGCGCUUUAUUGGUGACCGCAUGCAGCUUACCCCAGACGACACGCUCUGCUGCCCACCACCUCUCUUCCAUUGCUUUGGUCUCACAUUGGGUCUUCUCGCCACGAUAACUCACGGCGGCCGCUUUGUAUCUCCCGCCGAAUCAUUCGACCCCAUAGCUACAAUGCACGCUAUAUCCGACGAACGAUGUACAGCUUUACACGGUGUGCCGGCUAUGAUGGAGGCCAUCGUCAACCUAGACAAACCGGAAGGUUGGAGCUCGGAAUUGCGCACAGGCAUCGUAGCUGGCAGCCCUGUACCAAAAUGGCUGAUGGAGCGCAUGGUGAACGAGCUCGGCAUGAUGGAUUUCACAUCCAGCUACGGUCUCACGGAGGCAAGUCCUACAGUGUUUAACGCGCAUACGACGGACUCGCUGCACACGAGACUCACAACAGUGGGCACCGUAAUGCCACAUGCGCGCGUUAAGAUUGUCGACCGCGACAACCACGUCGUGCCCAUCGGUGUGCGCGGUGAGCUCUGCGUGGCGGGAUACCAGCUGUGCAGAGGGUACUGGGAGAACCCGGCAAAAACAGCGGAAGUGCUGGUCAGAGAUGACCAAGGCGAGCUGUGGCUGCACACUGGUGACGAGGCUGUGUUGGAUGUAGACGGUUACUGCACCAUCACAGGCCGCUUCAAGGACAUCAUCAUCCGUGGCGGCGAGAACAUAUACCCCCUCGAAAUCGAAGAGCGCCUCGUGUCGCACCCGUCCAUCGCGCGCGCCAUCGUCGUCGGCAUAUCACAUCCAAAAUACAUCGAGGUGCCUAUCGCAUUCCUCCAGCUGGAAGAGGGCACCGAGAAGCCAGAUUUGGAAGGAGUCCAAAAGUGGGUUAGGAAAGUGUUGGGCAGGCACAAGGCGCCGACGAAGGUGUUUUGGCUGGGGCAGGAUUGCGACGCCGAGGUGCCGCUUACGGGGAGUGGGAAGGUGAAAAAGUUCGUGCUAAGAGAUGUUGCGGAGGGACUGGUUAGAGAGGGGCGGUAA